Molecule: messenger RNA, 761 nt
Organism: Hordeum vulgare subsp. vulgare (domesticated barley)
Lineage: Eukaryota; Viridiplantae; Streptophyta; Magnoliopsida; Poales; Poaceae
Exons: 5
Coding region: 134-610 (158 amino acids)
Source: RefSeq, a predicted model, not a curated record
AGGCUUUGCUUCCAUUCUCCUUCACCUGCUCUACCAAUUCCCAUAUAUUUAGCACCAGCUCUAGCAUCUCCCACCGGGCCAUCAGUUGCUAGUACCUCAGGACUCCCAGCUCUUUUGGAUCAACAUACAGAUCAUGAGGACAUCAUUGAUGGUCCUGGCCUCUCUCCUCCUCCUCCUGGUUCUGGCUACAACAGCACAUGGGAUUCGGCUGGACAGGCACCUUCAUGAAGCACUCGAAAACAAGCAGGAACAACUGGCCGGGCAGCCACCCAAACCCAAUGGCGCCGCUGAUUCGACCGGCAGCAAGCCCUGCACGGCCGAUGGGAAUUGCCCAGGAAAGGAGAGAAAGCCACCGUCGCCGCACGCUCACGACGAACCGGCGAAGCAUCAGAUACCCACAAAGAAGAAGGACGACGGCGACGCGCAGGUCACCAGCCAGGGUGCCGAGCAGGAGGAAGCGGCGCAACCGCAGCAGAAGAAAUGGUCGCGCCGGACGCUGCCGCGGCGACCGCAUCAGCCGCAGCAGGAGACGAGGACGUACCCGGACCUGAUCGACAUCGCCGGGAUGGACUACUCGCCGGCGGCCAGAAAGCCUCCCAUCCACAACUGAAUCGAUCCCGAUGGAUACAUUGUCACGGAGUACGUAGAUUAUUAUAGUACGUAGUACCACCAGUACGUGGCUACUGGUUGAUUAUUAGGUUUGUGGAGCUAUUAGCUUAUGAAUCCCCGCCUGAUGGAAUAGAAUAGUGCGGUACAGCUAA